AAAAUUGUAAAUACGAGCCACAAGUACAAAAUACUAUUUAGUCUCAAACGAAACGAACGCCUUGAAACAAGUGCUUAGGAAAUAACAAUACAAUGGCUUCCUCAACACCACCAGCUGCAGCACCACCACCACCUCCACCAUCAGCCACAACCGCUGGCAAAGGAUUCCACAACAAAAUUUACAAUGCUCUAAUUGGCUCAGUGGACAAACAUGUGCCAGCAAAAAUGCGACCGUUAUGGCUGCAUCCAGCUGGACCUAAAACAGUUUUCUUCUGGGCGCCACUUUUCAAAUGGUCCCUUGUCAUUGCUGGUCUCAGCGACUUGGCGCGCCCGGCUGAAACUCUUUCGGUGCCACAAUGUGGCGCACUCGCCGCCACCGGUAUCAUUUGGUCACGUUACUCAUUGGUCAUCAUUCCCAAAAACUACAGUUUGUUCGCCGUUAAUUUGUUCGUCGGUUUGACUCAGAUCGUUCAACUGGGCCGCGCCUACAAUUACCAAAUGGAACAGAAUAAGUUGGCAGGUGAACAAACUGUUGUGGCUGUUGCUAAGACGGCAGAGAAGAAGAACGAAUUGUAAAUGGCUUUAAUUUCGAUUUGUAUAUAAUAUUUGAAUGUUUGCACGUACAUACAUACAUAUGUAUAUAAUGUAAAUGAGACGCAUGCUACCUACAGUAAUUAUGCGAUCAGUUUUCGAUAUUUGCUGUCAAUACACACUUAUGUACAUAUAUAUGAACCACUCUACAUGCAAAUAUGUGAGUGAUAAAAAAACAAUUACUACCAAUAUAACACAUCAGGCGGUGGCGGCAAUUAUCUAAAAACAAAUAAAGCAAGCGUAAAGCGCCUGCAUACACAUAUGCACACAAUGUAUAUAUUUGUAACUUCAUAUGCAUAAGCAAGUAAUAAUUGCUCUUGAAUGCAGAUAGUCAAUGUCAAUGGCGUAACAGCCCCUUGACUUCCACAUAUACAACCGUACACCCAUACAUAUGUAAAUGAUUUAGCCGAACAAAAACACCAUUGGCCAGUAAAAGUACUCAAUACAAAUAUCGAAGCUGGGCCAGUCAUUUAUUAUUAUAUAAUAGUACUAUAACAAAUGGUGAUAUAAUUAAGUAGUGAAUUGUAAAUUAAAUAACAUUAUUAUGUUUGACUACAUUAAAGCUGAAUUAAUUUUGAAUUUAAACUAUAACUAAGUUAAGAAAGUUAAACAAAAAGACCAUCACAAAAUAGCACAAAUUAUGCAAAAAAAUUUAAAUAAAAUAUAUAGUAGUAAUCUAUACAAAAGCUUACCAAUGAAAGUGAAAUUGUUUGUUUUUCCUUUCUUUUAAUCUUUUGUCAAUAACUUCAAACUAUUUAAUAUUAAAUUAUGUUUUUUCUUCUUUUAUUCAAUUUGCCAAUAACACAGACAUUAACACACAUGUCCAAGAUUUCAAAUUUGUGUAUCAAUAAAAAACAAACAGGUUUUAGCCAAAGAAAAACGUAAAAGAUAUACAUAUAUACAUACAUACAUAUACACAGAUUUAUCUACGCAAUAUAUACAUAUGUAUAUAAGACGUCUGAAAGUCGUAAGAGGCUGCACAAGUUACAUACCAUAGAACCCAAUUAGCAUCUAACAUGAAAACUGAUGUAUGUUUGUAUGUGUAUGUAUGUAUCUGAGACAAUGAGAACUUUUGUAGAAAUACAAGUAAUAGUUAAACAAAAAAAAAAGGUUUUGCAUGUGUACUUUAAGUUUCAAUAAAAAUACGAAAAAAUAACGAG
Molecule: messenger RNA, 1750 nt
Organism: Zeugodacus cucurbitae (melon fly)
Lineage: Eukaryota; Metazoa; Arthropoda; Insecta; Diptera; Tephritidae
Product: mitochondrial pyruvate carrier 2
Exons: 4
Coding region: 93-575 (160 amino acids)
Biological process (GO): pyruvate import into mitochondria
Cellular component (GO): mitochondrial inner membrane
Molecular function (GO): pyruvate transmembrane transporter activity
Source: RefSeq, a predicted model, not a curated record